Messenger RNA from Danaus chrysippus (African queen), 624 nucleotides. Lineage: Eukaryota; Metazoa; Arthropoda; Insecta; Lepidoptera; Nymphalidae. The record is from the annotation of a GenBank genome assembly.
AUGCGAAGGGGGGCUUAUAGAAAUAGCGGGCCUAUGGGCUUAUCUCUAAAUGAUACCAUUAUAUCGAAUUCCGGCGAGCAAAUGGAGUGUGAUAUUCAAUCCCAAAAGUCCUGUGAACUUAACAAAUACAGAAGUUUAAUAAUUACAAAUCAUGCUGAGGGUAUGUCCUUAAAAUCGAGUGAGAACAUAACGGCCGAUCGUAGCGGCUCGAGCGGAGACCGCUGGGACCCCGCGGAACGCGGUAGCGGCGGGGGGAAGGACGCAUCGCUCCGAUCGCCGGCACCGACCGAAGCUAACCCGAGCGUAGACGUCAACGCAUUAAAUAAUAUACAGUCGGCGAAUACACUAUCCUUUGCCGAGGUUAUGAAUUCAGACGGCGAAUGGAAAUUGGUUCAGCGGCGGAAGCAUAAUACUAAGAUGUAUAGAUACCUCGUGGCGCCCGCCAACGAGCGACUGCUGGCUGUAGGUGGUGUGUUCUUCGCGCACGCGUGCUAUGGUAACGAUCCGUUGGCAGCGGAAUCACUUGUCGCCAGAAACAGGUGCGACCGCACACUAUUUCAGCUUCCUGCUGCUAAACAGCAAUCAGUAAUCAGUGUGCCGAUUGCAUCUUUGGUGAUCAGGUAA